Molecule: messenger RNA, 762 nt
Organism: Entrophospora candida
Lineage: Eukaryota; Fungi; Glomeromycota; Glomeromycetes; Entrophosporales; Entrophosporaceae
Source: the annotation of a GenBank genome assembly
AUGGAUGAUAGGUACAUAAAGAUUGAAAAAGUUGGAGAAGGGACAUUUGGUGUGGUAUAUAGAGGUAGAGAUCAAAAAACAGGAUGCGUUGUUGCAUUAAAAAAAUUUCGUAUACAAAAUCAGUUUGCUGGUGGUGGUAGUAGUAUGCCAGGCAUACCUUAUACAGCCAUUAGAGAAAUAUCAAUACUAAAGAGAAUUAAUAAUAAGAACAUUGUGAAAUUAUUGGAUACAGUUCAAUCUGAAAAUAAUAUAUAUUUGAAAUUUUUGUGGCAAUUAAUGAAUGGUGUUUGUUUUUGCCAUUCUAAUCGAAUUCUUCAUCGCGACUUGAAACCACAUAAUUUGUUGAUUGAUUCUAAUGGAAAUUUAAAACUAGCGGAUUUUGGAUUAGCAAGAGUAUGUAGUCUUCCAAUAAAAGCGUAUACUCAUGAGGUUGUAACUUUAUGGUAUCGAGCCCCUGAAAUACUUCUUGGAUGUCAACAAUAUUCAACUGGUGUAGAUAUUUGGAGUGUAGCCUGUAUAUUUGCUGAAAUGUUUUUGAAGGACGCUUUAUUCAGAGUUUCCAAUCUACCAAAUUAUAAAGUAAUUUUUCCUAAUUGGGCAGCAAAACCAUUAAAAUCACGUAUUCCCAACCUGAACUAUGAAGCAAUUGAUUUAUUAGAGAAUAUGUUGGUUUAUGAACCCAACAAACGAAUUUCAGCAAAAUUAGCAUUGUAUCAUCCAUAUUUCGAUAGUUAUAACCAACGAAAACGUAUAAUACAUUAA